GGGGCGGCUGCGCUCUGUUUCCUCCGGCCCGGAUACCGGGGUUUGGUUUCCGGAGCGAGACGGGGUGACUGGUAGUGGCGGCGGGCGCGAGCUCCAUUGUGACCCGAGAUCGCGGGCUGAGCCGCUGUUGCGGUAGGUCGGAAACCUGCAUUAACGCCGCUCUGUGCCCAGCCGGGGGGACUUUCUGCGGUGGCUGGAACCAGCCCCUGGGGCAGCCCCGGGCUCUGCCGCCACCAGCCCCUGAGCCGGAGCCUGCAGCUGCUGGUGACGUUGGAGGAGGCGACUGUUUCACCAUGGAGCCCUGGGUGAUGCUGGAUCCGCGGCAGAGAGCCCUGUACCGGGAUGUCAUGCAGGAAAGCUAUGAGACCCUGAUGUCCCUGGCACUAUUUCCGAUUUCUAAACCCGACCUGAUCUCCUGGAUGGAACGAGGGGAGGAGCCAUCCGCCCGGGAUUUCCAGGGACGGGAGAGCCCCCGAGGAGCCCCCGCAGCAGCUGAUGGUUUGGUGAGCGACAACGAGGAGGAGGAUGCUGAGGAGGAGGAGGAGGAGGAAGGCUCAGAGGAACUGGAACCACACACGUCUCAGAACCCUGAGUGGGAAAAGAGCCCUGCUGACUCCGAUGAACAAAAGAAAGCCCAGCCAGGGAAGAAGCAUGACAAAGCCACGCAGCGCGGUCCAGGCCUGAGGAAGCCGAAGGGCACGGUGGCCCAGACUCGCUGUGGUGACUGCAGGAAGAGUUUCGAGUGUGGGGCGGCUGGGGGCCGGCAGCGGAAGGGCAAGCCGACCGAGGAGCGCGCCAAACCCUUCCGCUGCCAGGACUGCGGCAAGAGCUUCAUCUGGGCCUCGCACCUGGAGCGGCACCGGCGCAUCCACACUGGCGAGCGCCCCUUCCGCUGCCCCGAGUGCGGGGAAAGCUACAGCCAGAGCUCCCACCUGCUGCAGCACCGCCGCACCCACACCAGCGAACGGCCCAACAAGUGCGGCGACUGCGGAAGCGCCGCCCGGCCUGACGAGCUGGCCGCCCACCAGCAGGGCCACGCGGCGGACAAACCCCACAAGUGCAGCCACUGCGGCAAGGGCUUCAUCUGGGCCUCCCACCUGGAGCGGCACCAGCGCAUCCACACCGGGGAAAAGCCGUUCAAGUGCCCCGAGUGCGGGGAAUCCUUCAGCCAGAGCUCCCAUCUGUCAAAGCACCGGCGCAGCCACACGGGGGAGCGCCCCUACCGCUGCCCGCACUGCGGGAAAAGUUUCUGUCAGAGCUCGGACCUAGCCCGCCACAAGCGGACCCACCUGGGCAAGAAACCCCUGCGCUGCGGCGACUGCGGGAAGUGCUUCCGAGCCGGGCCGGCCCUGGCCCGGCACCAGCGCUCCCACCGGCGGGAGAGGGCCCACCGCUGCAGUGACUGCGGCAAAGGCUUCGUCUGGGCCUCUCACCUGGAGCGGCACCGGCGGGUCCACACGGGCGAGCGCCCUUUCCCCUGCACCAGCUGCGGGGAGCGCUUCGCCCAGAAGGCCCACCUGCUCCAGCACCGCAAGACCCACUCCCCCGACCGGCCUUACAAGUGCGGGGACUGCGGCAAGCGCUUCGGGGACAACGCCGCCUUCCUGGCCCACCAGCAGGGCCACGCGGCGGAGAAGAGCUACAAGUGCAGCGACUGCGGGAAAGGCUUCGCCUGGGUCUCCCACCUGGAGCGGCACCGGCGCAUCCACACCGGAGAAAAGCCUUUCAAGUGCCCCGAGUGCGGGGAAUCCUUCAGCCAGAGCUCGCAUCUCACCAAGCACCAGCGCAGCCACCUGGGCAAGCGGCCCUACAAGUGUAGCGAGUGCGGGAAGGCCUUCGGCCUCACUCUCGACCUCAUCAUCCACCAGCGGACCCACAUGGGCGGCAAACCCUAUAAGUGCUCCCGGUGCAGGAAAGGAUUCACCCGCCGGGCCAACCUCAUCAAACACCAGAGGAGCCAUGGGGAGGAGGAGCCCUGAGGGGAUGCACGGACUGGGCUGCAGGGUGGAGGGAGCCAAAGGGGGAUAGGAUAAACAUGACAGUGGGAGGCUAACAAGAGCUUGUGUGGUGGGGAAUGGUAUAAAUGUGAGGCUCAGAGACUAACAGGAUAGAGGGAGGGUAUAGAUGUGAUACUUGGCUGCUAAUGAGGUGGAGGAGCAGUAUAAAUGUGACACAGGGAGGCUAAUGGGGGAACAGUAGAAAAGUGACAUGGAGGCUAAUGUGGGGGAACAAUAUAAAUGUGUCACGGAUGCUAAUAGUGUGGGGGAACGGUAUAAAAGUGAUACAUGAAGGCUAAUGCUUGGGGAACAAUAUAAAUGUGACACACAGAUGCAGUAUAAAUGACCCUUGGCGCAGCCGCCCUGGGAUUCCCUGUGUCUCACAGUAGGGUUGCCAGUUUUGGUGGGAUGUAUUCCUGGAGGUUUCAUCGCAUGACGUAAUCUUUAAUUAAAGAUUAAUCUUUCAUUC
Molecule: messenger RNA, 2466 nt
Organism: Mauremys reevesii (Reeves's turtle)
Lineage: Eukaryota; Metazoa; Chordata; Testudines; Geoemydidae
Product: zinc finger protein CKR1-like
Exons: 4
Coding region: 294-1979 (561 amino acids)
Biological process (GO): negative regulation of transcription by RNA polymerase II
Molecular function (GO): DNA-binding transcription repressor activity, RNA polymerase II-specific; RNA polymerase II cis-regulatory region sequence-specific DNA binding
Source: RefSeq, a predicted model, not a curated record